Molecule: messenger RNA, 2202 nt
Organism: Effrenium voratum
Lineage: Eukaryota; Dinophyceae; Suessiales; Symbiodiniaceae
Source: the annotation of a GenBank genome assembly
AUGGCGGCAUUUUCGCGGACGAUUGCAUUGUUUUUGGGGAUUGUAUGCCUUGUUUUGCUGAACAUUUGGUCACCUUUGCUGUAUGAUGGCUCUUUGCAAACAAUCCUGGCUGAAUACCAAAGUGGUGAUGCCUCGAGAAAGGGCAGAUCGCCCGGGAUGAUUGCUCCAGUGCUGAUGGAGUUUGACACCUGUGCUGGGUUUGCAGAACAGCAGAUGCAAGUGGUAAAGGCUGUGCUAGUUGGAUCUGAGCUGGGUGCUCAAGUUGUGUUGCCCACCAACGCCGGCCAUGUCUGGGAUUUAUGGAUCUUGGAACCUUUUCUGGCAGUUGCCGAGUCUUUGUUCCGAAGUGCUGCUUGCCAAAGACGACCUUCACCGCAUCCCGGGUAUUGGUGUGCGCAGAAGCAUAUGCCAGCAGUUUUGGUUUUGGACAACGUUAGACAAGACCUCGUGAAGGGUCGGAAAUCUUGGCGAAUUGAACAUGUCGCAGAGAUUGAAUCUUUACGCGACGUUUUGUGGUCAAUAACCCCUUCAACCGUGCAUGUCAGUUGCGAAAUUCUGUCAAAUAUUCAAAUUGUAGAACCAGGCGACAAAUGGGACCUGUUUUGGAAGGUUUGGGGGAACGUCAAGUUUCAAGAAGACCUUCAAAGCACCAAACAACGCAUGGUAGAACGUUUAUCGUUGUAUGCCGCUGCUGCGAUCGAAAAGUCUAAGCAAAUGGGUUUUCGUUCAGACAAGAACAAAGGCGCGCUACAUUUCAACGCGUUGCACUUGUAUGCCCACGCACACGGGCAACUUUGCACUCCGCAUUCGAGUACCCCAGGCCGAGACAAUUGCAUCACCAACACUCUGGAAGUUGGGAACGUGCUGUUGUCUGAAGGUGUUUCACCAGCCAUCCCCUUGUAUUUGGCAACAUCGCUUUCCAAAGAUGAGUUGGAGCAGUGGCGAGAAGAAAGCAAAGCAAGCGUUCUUGUGGACAACUUGUUCGACGCCUACACUCUCGUUUCUCGAGACAUGCUGGCUGAGGAGAUUUUGCGUGAAUGGACUCCACGGUUGAAGCAUCACAAGAUGUUUUGGCCAGCUGUGAGUUUUCUUUUGAGCAUGGAUGCGCAAAUGUUCAUUGGCCAUUCAAUCUCUCAGUUUUCCGGGUUUCUCAUGCAAAUUCGCUGGCGCGGUCGUCAGCCCAUCAUUCACUACAACAGUGGUACCGUCAGAUCUGUCAGGCUGCAAGAGACCAAACAGUUGGCGUCCAAGGAAAAUCUAGGAAUUCCUCUCUUUGGGAAACAAAUUAAAUGGAUCUUUUGCAUCCAGCCGGGAAGAGGGGAUUCAUCUUCCCACAUGGCCAAAGUUGCCAUCAAAAGCGCAUUGGCCAAGACUUCGCUGGUGCCUGUAGGUAUCACAACUGCAUCUCCCAGAUCCAAAUUCGCUGCAGAUUUGGUCUCGGCAGGGGUGCGCCUCAUUUACCACACGCCCUCGUGGAUGCCCCACAUCAACUCUACGAUUCAACGAUGGACUGGAGCAAAGCACAGGUUUGGGCGGUUGAAGAAGCCCAGCCAUCUCUUGUCCGAUCUUGAUGCCAUGGUGGGAACAUUCCUGCGAAUAGAUAUUCCAAUUUUGGGCCUUUUGGAUCCGUUUCUCUUUUAUGCCGACAUUGAUAUUCUGUUUCAAAACGACGUGACUUGGCCCAAGUUGUUGGGUGUCGAGGAGGAUAUUUUCCAGGAAAUCCGGCACCUACCAUACGAACAACAACAGUUUGCAAAGCCGGGGAAACCAGGACUUCCCCGCUACUUUGCGAUGUCUGCAGAGAGUGAAAUGAAGAGGGAAGCGGUGAACGCUGGAGUCAUGCUGUGGAACUUGCAGUCAAUGCGAGAAUCAUACCCAUCGUUCUUGGACUUUAUCGUGAAAAGUGAUGAUAUCACCUGGCCAAUUGGACCUGGCGACCAAGGUGCCUUGAGAACCUUCUACAAGCGUGAUCGGGCCCCUUCCUAUUUGCCUUAUGAGUUCAACUGGAAGGCAUAUUGGCCGCCAAAUCCAGAAGCUAUUUUGGUGCACUUCCAUGGUCCGAAGUGUGAACAUGACAUUUUGCCCUAUCUCAAAGAUGGUCAUAUCAACGUCUCCCUUUUCAAGUUUUUGCUGAUAAGAUGUGGUCAAGAUGGGGAUUGCUCGAAGCUUUGCAAUCUAUACAUGCAAUAUUUACACGCUUGA